Molecule: messenger RNA, 1196 nt
Organism: Chara braunii
Lineage: Eukaryota; Viridiplantae; Streptophyta; Charophyceae; Charales; Characeae
Source: the annotation of a GenBank genome assembly
AGGCUGACUCUUAUCGGACCGAUGGAUGUGAAUGCCCGGACUGAUGAUUUCUGUCCCCACCGAGUACGCGGGGUAAUUUCUGGUGCCAACGGGGGUGUACAAGAGCGACAAGAUGGGAUGGGGUAUUCUGGGCAAGAAGGUGAGGGUGUCCCCCCACUGGAGUCUGGGUACCGCGCUCGCGACGGUUGAGCUGUGCUUGAGGACUCGGCAACUAGGGAGGGACGAGAUGGCACGGUGGUUGUCCUCGCCGACCUACUCCGGCGGACCAGAAAUGCCGGUGGACGUAAAGGGUGGGGUAUCGGUCGUGAUGCCGGAAGAAGGGACGUGGACGGACCUGGAGCCGGCAUACCAAACCGUGAUGCUGGUUGAGAAUAAUGUCUUCCUAUGGAUUGAAACAAUGUGGACCAAGGUUAGCUUGACGAGGUUAGCGUCGAGCUUGCUGGACUUAGAGUUUCGGGGGACCGUGGAGGCCCGGGGAUGGGUCUACUUGUCUAAGGAAAAGGAAAACGCCAUGAUUAUAGAGCUUGUUUUAGGAUUACUCUCGUACAAGCUGUUCAAGGAGGUUGAGCAGGAAGUGGUGUGGGUCACGUGCCAGCGGGUGGAAAUGGUGACGAAGGCGAUUGAUGUGCGAGUAGAACUUGGGGAUAGAGGGAACGUGCGAAAGCCGUUUAGGACCUUGCCCUUUAUGGUGGACGCCGUCUUCGGAAACCGGAGCAGGCUGGCGCAGAUAUGUAGAUCCAUGGCAAGUCUGGGGUUGUACCAAGGGGCCCGACAAGACUUCUGUCGCCUGUCUGUCGAGAAAGGGUCGUUCGAAGGGAAUUGGGCAAAGGAACUAGCCACAAUGCUAAACCAUCUUAGUACGGACGGCCUGUUCGUCCCGAGCGACGUGCAUUGGAAGAUAGUUCACAGAAAUGUCGCGAUAGGGGAGACGUUUCUGGAAGGGAUACAGGACUUGUGGUAUGAGGAGGAUGAAGACGACUCGGAUGAGGAAGAGGGGGUAGAAAUUGAGGAUUGGGAUUUCUAAAGGAGAGGGGCUCAGGGCUGCAUGGCAUGGGUGGAUUGGGGUUGUGCAGGGGAUCCAGGAUGACCAGGGAAUUCCAGCUAAGGGACUGCACGUUCAAAGGAUGGGAGCCGAGACGAGUCGAAGGGGGGGGGGAGAUGUCCAUACUAGCGGAUAAUGAAUGGAGAGGAGCCAC